UCCAUUCCAGCCGGGGAAGAAAAAAAAAAUCUCACGCCUGCUGCACCUCUCCUUCCUUCCUUCCACCUCGUCGCCGCCCAUGGAGUCCGUCGCGAUCGCCACUACCUCCCGGUCUCUCCCACUCCCCUUCUCCUCUACGCCGCUCCACCGCCGGCGCCGUGCCACCUUCCUCCCCGUCGCCGCCUCCAAGCGCCAAGACGAUGGCGAGGAGGUUGCGAACGGCUCCGGGAGCGAGCCCACCAGCCUCGCGCCGUACGGGCUCUCCAUCUCGCCGCUCUCCAAGGACGCGGCCAUGGGACUGGUGCUGAGCGCCGCCACGGGGAGUGGCUGGACGACGGGAUCAGGGAUGGAGGGGCCACCAAAGGCCAGCAAGGCCGGUGGGGCAGAACGACCGGAGGUGUCAACGCUGCCGUGGUCGCUCUUCACAAAGUCCCCGCGGAGGCGGAUGCGGGUGGCCUUCACCUGCAACGUGUGCGGGCAGCGGACAACCAGGGCCAUCAAUCCUCAUGCCUAUACAGAUGGAACUGUGUUUGUUCAGUGCUGCGGCUGCAAUAUAUUCCAUAAGUUGGUCGACAACCUGAACCUGUUCCACGAGAUGAAGUGCUAUGUUGGACCAGACUUCCGCUACGAAGGGGAUGCUCCAUUCAAUUAUUUUGACAAUAACGGUGAUGGCGACGGCGACAAUAUCUUCCCAGUUCUCUAAGAAAGCCCUUGUUAUGUUCCAGUACAUGUUGUUCUAAUUUGCUCGUGUAGAUGUAUGUAAUAAGCAGAUUUACCUUCCUGAACUUACUAAGACUAUACAGAUGUAUAUAAUUGUACUCAUAGUGCACUUGGCGUGGUGCAAACUUUAUGUAGGUAGCGUAUAAUGCCAUAUAAUGGAAUAGAGAUGGAAGUUUAUGCUGU
Phragmites australis (common reed) is the source of this 903-nucleotide messenger RNA. RefSeq lists its product as uncharacterized. Gene Ontology annotation, biological process: protein import into mitochondrial matrix; protein stabilization; protein folding. Gene Ontology annotation, cellular component: mitochondrion. The transcript is spliced from 4 exons. NCBI's taxonomy places the organism in Eukaryota, Viridiplantae, Streptophyta, Magnoliopsida, Poales, Poaceae. The record is from RefSeq and is a predicted model, not a curated record. Gene Ontology annotation, molecular function: protein-folding chaperone binding; zinc ion binding. The coding region runs from base 80 to 703 and encodes 207 amino acids.